CUCAAGAGCUUGCACUCACUGGGGAUUUGCACUGACUGAUUCCUGUGUUGUUUCCAGGCCUCUGAGUGAAUCCUCUCCUGCUGUAUGAAGGAUAGAGAGAUGGAGGCUGAGAAGGAAAAUUGUGUGUUCCCUCCGAGUAAACAGAGAUCUUCAUCCCCGGCCCAGCGCACGUCUCCCUCUCGCCCGGUACUAGGAGAGAUCCAGCGUCCGUCAUCCAAUUUACAAACACCGACAAAGUCCCGCGAUGCGGCCGUUACUGCGGACCCCUGGACCCCAACAGCCAACCUUAAAAUGCUGAUCAGCGCGGCCAGCCCAGAUAUCCGGAACAGGGAGCGCGAAAUGCAGGAGGAGCAGCUUUCUGGUGAUGAGCUGGAGAAAUCGCAGCCGAGCCGUAAGGAGAAGAGUCUGGGUCUGCUUUGCCAUAAAUUCCUGGCGCGGUAUCCGGACUACCCCAACCCGGCCGUCAACAACUGCAUUUGUUUGGACGAAGUAGCAGGAGAAUUACAUGUUGAGCGGAGGCGUAUAUAUGACAUCGUGAAUGUUCUGGAGAGUCUCCACAUGGUCAGCCGUCUGGCCAAAAAUAAAUACCUCUGGCACGGCCGAAUGAACCUCCAAAAAACCUUUGAAACAUUGAAAAACGUUGCAGAGGAAAAUCAGUAUGCGGCACAGAUUCUGCUCCUUAGGAGGGGAGAGCAGGGGGAGUUUGAGGAGCGAGACGGCAUUAAAUCGGACGCGGUGAGGCCACUCGCCAAGCAGGCCGACGUUAGCUUUGUGGAGCUUCCCGGGAUGGAGUUUAGAGCCGCGUCGGUGAACAGCCGGAAGGAGAAGUCUUUGAGGGUGAUGAGCCAGCGGUUUGUAAUGCUCUUUCUGGUGUCAACGCCUCAAGUCGUCAGCUUAGAAAUAGCUGCAAAAAUUUUAAUUGGAGAAGAUCAGCUCGAGGAUUUGGAUAAAAGCAAAUUUAAAACAAAAAUUAGGCGUUUGUAUGAUAUCGCGAACGUGCUGAGCAGUCUGCAUUUGAUAAAGAAGGUCCACGUGACAGAAGAGCGAGGCCGGAAACCAGCGUUCCAGUGGAUUGGGCCCGGCGCCUCUGCUGACGGCCAAGACGUUGAAAACAUAUUUUCCCCGUCUUCACCUGCAUCUCCGGCCAUAAACCUGAGAUCUCCAAAGGAGAAUUGCGCCAAAAAUCUUUUUGCUUCUCGUGGCAAGCAGAACUUUACACGCCAUCCGUCGCUGAUAAAACUGGCGAAAAGCAUCGAGAAUGACCGGAGAAAGAUCAACUCCGCUCCCUCCAGUCCGGUGAAGACGAGCCGGCAAGAGACUGGAUCCUCUGAAAUCGAUACUGAGUAUCUGACUGAGGCUCCCUUUUCUGUGUGUUUUGUGAAAGGAGUUGUAGAUGCGAGUUCUGCAUCCAGCAUCAGCAAGAUGGCGCAGCUCGCGGCGAUCUGCAAGCGGCAGUUGGAUAAGUCGAGUGAGGAUAGGAUGAUGUCCGGGUUAAACAACAAUGUGAAAGUCUUAGUGAAUCCAGCAGGGAGCUCCAAACCAGAGCAGUCCCCUUCCUGGCGUCCAACCUUCUGCCAGGCUCUGCCUUUAAUCCAUCCGAAUGCCAAGGGCUCGUACGCAGUGUAUUUAAAUCCAACACAAGCAGGAACACGGAGCCCAAGUGCUGAAGGACAUCGUGUUCUCUGCGCUCAUAAAACGUUUUUGGAAGAUGAGGGUAACUUGUCACCAAGGAUUGUGACUAAAACGUUAAGCAUGUCGCCAGCUGACCACCGACCUGCCCGCAACGAGUCUUCACAGGACAAAUUCUCCAAGAGACCCCUGGAUCUGGACUCUGGUUGCACCUCCAAGAAACUAAAGGGGUCUCCUGUUCAGGGGGAUUCUCCAGAGAGAUUGUAUCCCUCCGGUUACCUGAUUCCGGUGCAGCUGGCGAGCCUCGGCACAGAGGCUGGAAAAGAGAGUGCAUCAUCCUCCGAACAAUCAGUAUUUAGCUCUCCGUUAGCAGGAGUCAUACCGCUGAAGAUCAUGUUUUCUCCGGGUUCCGUAGCGGCCCUUCCUGUUUUAAGUCCGGCCCGCCAGUCUCCGGCUGCUGGUCCAAAUACAUCGACCCAAAGUGUUAGUCCGGCAACCUUCAACUUCACCCUCCAGAACCAAGAUGUGAUCUCCACGCUCAGCCCCCAGUCUCACGCCGCGUCACCGAGAUGCCGGAAGGGCACAGAAGAGCUGUCUGCUGCGCAAAUCCUGCAGUUUAAACAUCUCUCGCCGGUUCCGUACCGCGGGCAGCCGCUCACGCUAGUAACUUUGCAGCAGCCUGGCGUUCCUGUGACACCCAAAAGCGCUCAGACACUACGAGACAGCUUCUUUCAGACCCCGGGCGGCGUGACCUCCUCCCCAAUCAAUCCGCCGUCCGUAGACGGUGCUCCGGCGGGGACAAUCCUCAACUCGCAGAGGAAACUGGACGUGGGGGCCGAGGAUUAACUGCUGGAACGGGGACAAAACGUUGUUGUGUGAUAGUGCCAGGGGAGACCGGAAGUGAAGUGUUAAAUCGCAAUAAGCCUGCCUUGUUACUAUGUGUCGGUAUAUGUGGCCGACACUGUGGGAGAAGAGAAGGUUAGCGCGUUCCUGCGAUAUCUUUUCUGUAAAUAAGGUGAAAUUGUUCGCUUUACGCUCGUCAGGUGGGGGAGGAGGGAUGUUUUCUUUAAGGUUCUCUAACAUUUCUAAGGACUUCUUUUCAAUAAAACAUCCCUUGAAAAGUU
Molecule: messenger RNA, 2753 nt
Organism: Spea bombifrons (plains spadefoot toad)
Lineage: Eukaryota; Metazoa; Chordata; Amphibia; Anura; Pelobatidae
Gene: E2F8
Product: E2F transcription factor 8
Exons: 12
Coding region: 85-2475 (796 amino acids)
Biological process (GO): regulation of transcription by RNA polymerase II
Cellular component (GO): RNA polymerase II transcription regulator complex
Molecular function (GO): DNA-binding transcription factor activity, RNA polymerase II-specific; RNA polymerase II cis-regulatory region sequence-specific DNA binding
Source: RefSeq, a predicted model, not a curated record